GAAAAUGGAGGUUCAAUUUGCUCAAAAAUUGGCUUCCAAUGAAAAGAAGCAAAGAGACAAAGCUCUGAAGAAACUGCGAAAAUAUAUUGCAGCAAAGUCUUCCGUUGGGUUUUCCAAAGAUGAUUACCUCAAGAUCUGCAAAGGGCUGCACUAUUCGAUGUGGAUGCAGGACAAACCACUCAUACAGGAGGAGCUGUCGGUUAACAUCACGCGUCUGGUUCACAUCGUGAACAACUACAAACAGGCUUUGCUGUUCAUCAAAGUCUUCCUUCAGACGGAGGCCAGGGAAUGGAGCGGCAUAGAUUUCUGGCGCAUGGACAAAUUCAUGAUGUUUGUACGUGACAUGAUAAAUCAGUCGUUUCUGUACCUGAGAAACAUGAACUGGGAUGUAGAUGUACUCAAGCAGUUUGUCGCCAUUUUGAAUGACACACUUCUCGACUGCUCAAACGACGACAUACCUGAUGGUAUCAGAAUACACCUGGCCGAUAUUUACCUGAGUGAAUUGAGCAAAGUGGGUGCAGACCAGCUGACUGGCAGUCAAAUUGUGGAUUUUCUGGCUCCAUUUGUCACUUACGUACAGCGAUCCAAAAAUUUAACCAUUGUUCAUCGAGUUGUGGCUGGAAUAUUUUAUCCGUUAAUUUCACAAACAAUUGAACGCAUCAAGAAUGUAAAGGAGAGAGAAGAGAAAAUGUCCAAAGGAGACGAGAAGUCUGAACAUCCUGAAGAGAACGAAGAAGAAAAUGAUGAAGAAGAUUCCAGUGAUGAUGAUGAUGAUGAUGAGCUGGCGGGGAAGUUUACACUACAUUUGAAGUAUGAUUGUCGCCUCAUUGCUGAUAAAUUGUUUGAGGCUGGAUCCAAGGUGGACUGCUCGUCUAAUAACCGGAAAAUUAUUUACAGACUUGUUAAACGACUGCAGAACGCUGCCGAUGGGGUGAUACCUCGAUUGCCGCAAGACGUUGGAGACACCAAAGUGGAAUUGAAGGAAAUCAACCGGGCAGUCCAGGCUCUACAGAAGAUGGAGAUGAACUUUGUGAAGGAAAACAAAAAGACUAAAAAGAAAAAAGUUCAAGAAGAUAAAACAGACAGAAAAAAAACUGAAGAUCUUGAAUGUAAUGGGCAGGAGGACAGUGUUUUGCUUCCUAAUGGAAAAAGAAAGAAAAAAUCUGGAAUCGAAACAGCUCACAAAAAAAUAAAAAACACAGAUGAUAAAAACCAUUCUACAAAAACAAAAGAUAACGUGGGUAAGAAAUCGGACAUUGUUCCAAGCAAACAGACAGAGAAUGUCAGCAAGAAACAGAAGAAGAAAAGUGAAAAGAUUUCCAAAGAAAGGGGAGAUAAGCAUGUCAAAUCUGCAGAAGAUGCUGAAAAUGUGUCGAGUGAAAAUGUCAGCAAGAAACAGAAGAAGAAAAGUGAAAAUAUUUCCAAAGAAAGGGGAGAUAAGCAUGUCAAAUCUGCAGAAGAUGCUGAAAAUGUGUCGAGUGAAAAGCAAGAUAAAAAAGGUAAUAAAAGUAUAGGAUUAGAAUCGGCAGAUUCAACUGUUGAUGCAAAUCAAAGCAGUAAUGUGAUGUCGGCUAAAGUCAAAAAAAAAACCGGAAAGAAAUUUAAAACUGAUGGAUCGAGUUCCCAACCUAAACUUAACACUGAUAAAGAUGCCACGAUCGGCUUGGCAGAAGAUGUUAUUGCACUGUUUGCUAACAAGAAAAAGAAAAGAAAGAAAAAAAUUAUCCUAAUGGAUGAAAAUAAUUUUAUGUGUUCCCAAACUGUUUUCAAGACUGACACACAGAAAACGUCUUCACAAGGUGGUGUCGAAAGUAGUACCAACUUGUCUUCUACAUCUAAAAAGAAAAAGAAGGCACAAGGUGUUUCUCUGGAUAAAAUUAACUCUUUAAACUCUGAAGGAAUGAAAAUUGGUGUUCUAGCAAAUACUUCAGUGGCUGAAGGUGAAAAUGUUAAUGUGUUGUCUUCCAAGAAGAAAAACAAACAACAGAAAAAGGUUGUGCUACAAGAUAAGAAUAUGAGCUCAGAUUCUAAAAAAAUGAAAAGUGAUUUACAGAGGGAUCCAUCGGCAACAGCCGAUGGCAACGUAACUUCUUCUAAGAAGAAAAACAAAAAGAAGAAUAAAAUUAAUAAACAAGACUCUAUACCAGAUUCAACAGUGGACACUGUAAAAGCUCACACAACAUCAUCAUCAUCAUCAUUUUCAUCAUCAUCUAAAAAUACCAAAAUAAAGAAAAAGACAAAAGCAGACGCCAGUGAUGAAACCACAAAACAGCCCAGCAUUGUUAAGAAUCUGAUGGACGAUUUUACAAAACCACUCCAGGAUGGAGAAAUUGAAAUUUUUGUGCCCAGUAAGAAAUGGGCGGGAAAGCUGCAGUCGUCAUGGUUGGAAUCUGCGAAUGAAACAAAGACCAGUGUGUCCGGGUCAGUCGUCGCCGCAUUUGAAAAGAUAUCCCAGACUCCCCCAGCAUUUGUACGCAAAGCAUGUGCUCCACAUACCCUACCCAGGAAGAGGAAAGUGGAGACUGCAGAUGAGGCCCCCAGCAAGUGUUUGUCGGCGGGGAAAAAACGGGUCAGUUUUGACCCCAGCAGGAAUGUGUCCUUGAAUUUUAAAGACAGUCUGUUGAUCAUUUCUGAUCCAGCCUUUCGACCUGACAAGUCUCCGUCCCAGGGAAUCCUCAAGUCUCCCGCCCCGGGUUCCAGCGUGAAGAGAACUAAAAAACAGUUCAAGAGUGUCUUUAAAAACACCAUCUCCAACAGCAAAGUGAACUACGCACUAUUGCCGUCUGAACUAACACCAGUACGGUAUCAGAACAGGGUUCUUACCCGAGCAAGGGCAGCGGACUUCUUCUGA
Messenger RNA from Gigantopelta aegis, 2851 nucleotides. Its product is annotated as ribosomal RNA processing protein 1 homolog B-like. Lineage: Eukaryota; Metazoa; Mollusca; Gastropoda; Neomphalida; Peltospiridae. The record is from RefSeq and is a predicted model, not a curated record. The coding region runs from base 5 to 2851 and encodes 948 amino acids. Gene Ontology annotation, biological process: rRNA processing. Gene Ontology annotation, cellular component: nucleus; preribosome, large subunit precursor; preribosome, small subunit precursor. The transcript is spliced from 11 exons.